AUGACAACAUUUGACUUCUCGGAUAUAGAAGCGUUCCUGGACUGCCAUCCGGAUCUCUUCGAGGAGUAUCUGGUCCGCAAGGCGAAGUGUGACCAGGUCAGCAGGUGGUUGAAGGAGCAUCAGCCGUCCAAGGCGUCCCCAGCCAGUGAUGAGAAGCGCGGCGCCGCCUGCCACAGGGACCCGCUGUGGUCCGGCAACCCGGACGGGCUCCGGCGCAGGUCGUCCCACAUGGAGCUGCGACGGAACUUCGCCCGGUCCAAAGCCACCACCGCGCACCGGACCUACGACGAGCACGUCAGCAUCAUCGAACACGAGUCCCAGUCCAGCGUGAGGCGUCGUGCGCUCCUGCGUAAAGCCAGCUCCCUUCCUCCGACCACCGCGCACAUCCUGAGCGCGCUGCUGGAGUCCAGGGUCAGCGUGCCCCAGUACGCGUCCAGCGCCAUCGACUACAAAUACCGACUGAAGGAAACCAACGAGCGGGAGUUCUUCCUGGAGUUGGUGAAGGACAUCUCCAACGAUCUGGACCUGACCAACCUGAGCUAUAAGAUCCUGAUCAACGUGUGCAUCCUGGUGGACGCAGACAGGUGCUCGCUUUUCCUCGUGGAGGGACCCGCGCACAAGAGGACGCUGGUGUCCAAGUUCUUCGACGUGCACUCGGGCACCACGGUCCGACCAUCCUCCAGCAGACUGCACUCCAAUGAGGUGCAGGUGCCGUGGGGCAAGGGGAUCAUUGGGUAUGUGGCAGAGCACGGGGAGACUGUGAACAUCCCAAAUGCAUAUCAGGAUCACCGCUUCAGUGAUGAAAUAGACAAGUUGACCGGCUACAAGACUCAGUCCAUCCUCUGCCUGGCCAUCUGCAACAGUGAUGGAGAGGUCAUAGGUGUCGUGCAAGCAAUAAACAAGAACCCCUUGGGCAGCCCCUUCACUGAGGAUGAUGAGAAGGUGCUGCAGAUGUAUCUACCAUUCUGUGGAAUAUCGAUUUCCAAUGCCAAGUUGUUUUCAGAGUCUCGCAAGGAGUAUGACAGGAGCAGGGCUCUGCUGGAGGUGGUCAACGACCUGUUUGAGGAGCAGACCGACCUGGAGAAGAUUGUGAGGAAGAUCAUGCAGCGAGCUCUGACCCUCUUGCAGUGUGAACGCUGCUCUGUGCUUCUCCUGGAGGACAUCGACUCACCUGUUGUAAAGUUCUCCAAGACGUUUGAACUCAUGUCGCCCUUGUGCAACAUUGACCGUGACAUCAGCUUGGAGAAGCUGUCGUGUUCUGAUUGGCUGAUCAAUAACAGCAUUGCUGAGCUGGUGGCUUCCACGGGACUGCCCGUUAACAUCAGCGACGUGUGUCAGGACCCGCGCUUUGAUGCUGAGGCGGAUCAUGCCUCAGGGUUUCACAUCCGAUCAGUGUUAUGUGUCCCGAUCUGGAAUCGAACUCAUCAGAUAAUUGGGGUCGCACAAAUUCUGAACCGACUGGACAGGAAGACUUUCAAUGAUGCAGAUCAGAGACUGUUUGAGGCAUUCGUCAUUUUCUGUGGACUUGGAAUAAACAACACGAUGAUGUACAAUCAGGUUAAGAAGACUUGGGCCAAGCAGUCUGUGGCACUGGAUAUGUUGUCCUACCAUGCUACCUGCUCCAAGGUAGAAGUUGACAGACUCAAGGCAGCCAAGAUCCCCCUGAGCAGUGAGUUAGGCAUCGAUGAGUUUUACUUCAACGACUUCUCUUUGGACAAUGACGCCAUGAUCACUGCGUCACUGAGAAUGUUUCUGGAACUUGGUGUCGUGCAAAAGUUUAAAAUUGACUAUGAGGUUUUAUGCCGCUGGCUCCUGACUGUGAGGAAGAAUUAUCGGACUGUGGUGUACCAUAACUGGAGGCAUGCUUUCAAUGUGUCCCAGUGCAUGUUUCUUAUGAUCACAACGGCCAAUUUUCAAGAUGUGCUGUCCGAGGCAGAGAUACUGGCCCUGAUGGUUGGCUGCCUUUGUCAUGACUUGGACCACCGGGGAACCAACAACGCCUUUCAAGCCAAGACAGGUUCGGCUCUGGCUCUGCUCUAUGGAACGUCAGCCACACUGGAGCAUCACCACUUCAAUCACGCUGUCAUGAUCCUACAAAGUGAGGGACACAAUAUCUUUGCAAACCUCUGCUCCAAGGAAUACAGCAAUAUGAUGCAACUAUUGAAGCAGGCUAUUCUCUCCACAGACCUUACUUUGCACUUUGAGCGCCGGAACAAGUUCUUUGAGUGUGUUCUCUCCGGAGACUACAGCUGGACGGAUGAAGGACACAGAGAAGUUCUCAGAUCUAUGCUAAUGACAGCAUGCGACCUGGGCGCCGUCACACGUCCUUGGAAGAUCUCCAAACAGGUUGCAGAGCUGGUGACGAGUGAAUUCUUUGAGCAAGGUGACAGGGAGAGGUCAGAGCUGAAGUUGACCCCAGCAGCCAUAUUUGACCGUAAUCGGAAAGAUGAACUACCGGUGUUACAGCUGGAGUGGAUAGAUGGGAUCUGUAAGCCGCUUUACCAGAGCCUGCUGAAGCUCAAUGUGAAGUUGGAGCCAAUGGUCGAAGAGAUUGAUGCCAAUCGAAAGAAGUGGCAGGAUCUCUGUUCGACCUAUCAGAAGACGUCCACUGAGAGCACGGAAUCAGAUCCGAGUCCCGAGCCCCACGAGGAGGCAGAGACCAAUCAACACCAAGAGUCCACUGAGACUGUGAGGCCUGUUGAGUUUGGAUCCAAGUCGAAGUGCAGCCAGGCUCUGAGGUGCAGAGAGAGCGAAGAGUGCUGUGACGAUUUGUCAGCUGACAGCACGACACCUGCAGGAAAGAAGUAA
This is a messenger RNA of Limanda limanda (common dab), 2808 nucleotides long. RefSeq names its product phosphodiesterase 11a, like (gene pde11al). The coding region runs from base 1 to 2808 and encodes 935 amino acids. NCBI's taxonomy places the organism in Eukaryota, Metazoa, Chordata, Actinopteri, Pleuronectiformes, Pleuronectidae. The transcript has 20 exons. The record is from RefSeq and is a predicted model, not a curated record. Gene Ontology annotation, molecular function: protein binding; 3',5'-cyclic-nucleotide phosphodiesterase activity. Gene Ontology annotation, biological process: signal transduction.